AUGGCCAAAGGAAAGGGACAAAGCAAGAAGCGCCCUGCCGUCGAAAAGAAGUACGAUGGCGGAGGAAGCAGAGUGAACGCCGCAAAAACCUGGGACGACAUGGAGCACGAUUCCGAGGAUGACUUCCAUGAUAGCCGAGGCUCCGUGCUUUUGGAUCACGAGAAGGACCUUGAGCGCCGUCAACUUGAUGAAUACGAGGACAGCGAGGAGGAAGUCUUUGGUCUGGAGGACGGCGAGGACGAGGAGGAGGACGAGGACGACCUGGGUGAUCUCGACGACGACUUUGGAGGCACCAAAGACGAGGACGACGAAUUGGAUCUCGACAAGACAUCCUGGGGUAAGAGCAAGCGCAGUUACUAUAAUGCAGAGGAGGUCGAGUCGGACGAGGAGACUGCCAAGGCCGAGGAGGAGGAAGCCCUGAGAUUGCAAAAGAAGCGUCUGGCCGACAUGUCUGAGGAGGAUUUCGCACCCGAGGAGGAUGAGACUGCCUGGGGUGCCGCUGCUGGACGGGGUAUUUUGGGCGACAAGGACGCUGAUCGUGCUCUUGUCGAGGGCUUUGAGAAGGAGCUCCAGGGAAUCGACCUGUUGAAGGCCAAGCAGGGAGGAGUCAUUGUUGAGAAGAUUGCCAAGGCAGGAAUCAGCAAAUUGUCCAAGCAGGAGAUUCUGAAGGUGCUCCAGAACCAGAGCCCCGAGUUGCUGGAUUUGGUCGAGGAGUUCAAGGAGAAAGUCGAGAUUUUGCAGGCCAUCGCUGAGCUUCUGCAGUUAACCAGUGCAUUGCCCAAGCCCGUUCCUGAGGACCAGCCACCCAUGCCAUUCCUUCGUCUGAAGUACCAGACUCUUAUCAACUACCUCACCAACAUCGCCUUUUACAUCACUCUCAAGACUUCGCCCGACUCUGGCGCUACCGACCUCACCAACCACCCUGUUAUUGACGCUCUUUACGAAUUGAAGAAGUCGAUCGCCAAGCUGGAGAAGAUGGAGAAGAAGAAGGCUGUUAGCGAAAGCAUGGAGGAUCUUCUGGAGUUCUUGGAGGCUGGUGGCGAAUCAGACGGCGACGAGCAGGAUGAGGACGAGGAGGAGGAGGAGGAAAGACUCCGUUUGGAGCAGGAGGCAAAGGCCGCUAAGAAGGCGGCCAAGAAUGCCGGUAAGAGCAAGAAGGAGAAGGCUGUCAAGGAGUCAGCCAAGUCGAAGAAGGCAUUCGAGUAUGAUGUCGAGCUCGAGGACGAAUUCGUGUCGCAUAACAAAAAGUCAAAGAAGAGCGCAAAGUCAAUAUCGACGGACAAGAAGCGUGCUCGCUUGGAAAGUGACUACGGUGAUCUGGACGAGUUGUUGGAUGUCGACUUGGAGGACAAGGCACAGAAGAAGAGGUCGCUCCGUGAUUAUAUUUCCAAGAUUGACCAGAGCGCUAACAAGCGGUCCAAGAUUCUUCGUGGCUCUGGUGAUACCGAUAUUCCAUACCGCGAGAAGUUCAAGGAGCGUCAGGAGCAACUCAAGAGACAGGCCGUCAAGAGUGCACCUGCUCCCGAGAACGUUGAGCUGGAUGACUUGGAGUGGUCUGCCAAAGAUUUGGCUGACGCCCGCCGCGUUGAUGGAGAUAACGACGACGAUGUCUUUAGCGGAGACGAAAACGCAGGAGCAAGAGGACGCGGCGGUAAGGGAUCGGAGGCUGAAGACUUUUACCAGGAAGUUAUCGAUGCCAAGGAAGCCAAGAAGGCCGCCCGCAGAGCCCUUAACGAGAACCUCGAGCAAAGCACGUCAUUCGAAGAUACCAGCAUGGACCCCAACGACAAGCGUUCGAUUUCGUGGCAGAUUCUCAAGAACAAGGGUCUUACGCCUCAUCGCAAGAAGGAGCAGCGCAACCCAAGAGUCAAGCACAGGAACAAGUACGAGGCGGCCAAGAAGAAGAUCAAGUCUGUCAAGCGGGUGUUUACCCGUCUCGAGGGAGCGUACGGAGGCGAGAAGACUGGUAUCAAGACAGGUCUUGCUCGCAGUGUCAAGUUCAACUAG
Molecule: messenger RNA, 2007 nt
Organism: Linnemannia hyalina
Lineage: Eukaryota; Fungi; Mortierellomycota; Mortierellomycetes; Mortierellales; Mortierellaceae
Source: the annotation of a GenBank genome assembly